UUUUGCAAUUAAAAGUAUUGAUAAUAAAACAAGACAGGAUCCAUUCAGAUCCAUUUAUCAGAAACACACAAGAUAGCUGUAACUCAAAAAUUAGAUUUGGGUUGAUGAAAUCAUCCAGUGUUUCGCUUAUUCACACGGUACAUCUGGCAACUGACAGCGUGACCUAAGAUGCGGGAUAUUCAAUUCAACUUUUCUGUGACGUUCUACUUGACACGUUGUCCUUCACUGCGAUCCCUUGAUUAAUUUCGUCGUUAUUUUGGUGUGCUGUGAUAACAUUUAGAUGGGAAAAUGGGUGACAGUAAUUGGCUGUCAGAUUUCGACGAUGAUUUGGUCAACUAUCGAAGCUUGUUCACAACAUACCAGCCUGAGUUCUCUGAAUUGGAGCUCUCUCCCCAGCGGCGGCGUGACCUCCGGCAGCGCGUUUUCUUCUUUUGCGCGGUCACCUCAAUGGUCCUGCUGCUCCCGUCUGCCAUCGUUAUCCUAGCCGUGCGUCUGCGCUCCCGGACCGACUCAGCCCUAGCGCUCGUGGCCUACGCGGCGUUUGCCCUCUCAGUGACCGGCGUGGGUUUCGUGUUCUGGCGCGGUCUGGCUCUCUGUCGGGCUAUCCGGCGGUCAGUGCGUGUCCACGUGCCCGGUCAGCCGGACCCAGAAGCAGUGGACGAGGAGUCGGCGCUGCUGGGCCCGUCGACUCUCAUCUGCACCUACCCUCCGAUACCCCCGCCGCCUCCGCCGCUGCCGUCACAGCCCCUGCUGGCGCUGCCGCCCCCGCCGCUGCCGCCGCCGCCGCCCCCUCCGUCCGGGUCACUCGUCAGCCGCCCACCGGCCGUCAAACUGCCGGCCCCGGUCUCCACCACGGCUCGACCAAUCCUGGCCGAGCCCCGCUGCCAGGCCCCGCCCACUGCAGUGGCCUUGACCUCGGGCAGACGGUCACCGGUAGGUGGCGAUACUGAAAAUCCACUGAACGAUGAUGACAAGCCGUUACUGGAGUAGUGGCGUGGGUGUAAAGAAGUAAUUGUGAAACAUGACGUUUGUGUCGCUUCAUUUUAUAUUGUUUCAAGUCAAUUUAGCGUGAUUAUUUGCAAUGCUUUUGGAUCUUAUGCAUACAAUUGUUAAAAAAGGUUUUUAGGAUUUAUCUUUAGCACGUCGCAGUGCCUAAACCGUCACUAUUUUUAGGCUCCCGUUUACCGCACCAUGUGAAACACCUCUGACAGUACAGUUUUGUAUUUCGUGUGUCUACAAAAUAAUUAACAAAGCAGCACAA
Messenger RNA from Amphibalanus amphitrite, 1261 nucleotides. RefSeq names its product verprolin-like. Bases 289 to 990 code for a protein of 233 amino acids. NCBI's taxonomy places the organism in Eukaryota, Metazoa, Arthropoda, Thecostraca, Balanomorpha, Balanidae. The transcript has 3 exons. The record is from RefSeq and is a predicted model, not a curated record.